This is a messenger RNA of Notechis scutatus (mainland tiger snake), 2763 nucleotides long. RefSeq names its product solute carrier family 43 member 2 (gene SLC43A2). Gene Ontology annotation, biological process: transmembrane transport; neutral amino acid transport. NCBI's taxonomy places the organism in Eukaryota, Metazoa, Chordata, Lepidosauria, Squamata, Elapidae. The record is from RefSeq and is a predicted model, not a curated record. Gene Ontology annotation, molecular function: neutral L-amino acid transmembrane transporter activity; L-amino acid transmembrane transporter activity.
UCGCCACCGCAGCCGCAGCCGCGCAGCACCGGCCGGAUCCAGCUGGGCAGCCAGAUUGGAAGACCCUCCUGGUGAAGAAGAGCCCCCGCCUGCUGCCGCCCACCAUCAUGGCUCCCACUCUCGCCACGGCCCACCGGCGUCGCUGGUGGAUGGCCUGCACGGCUGUCGUGGAGAACCUCUUCUUCUCCGCCGUCCUCCUGGGCUGGGGAUCCCUCCUGAUCAUGCUCAAGUCGGAGGGCUUCUACUCCUACCUGUGCCCCCUCCCAGAGAAUUCCACGGGGGGGCCCUUGGUGCCCGGGAACGGGACGGCAGCCCCGGAGCCAGAAGUGGCCCGAAUGAACGGCUGGCUGAUCUGCAAGGAGCAGGAUGAGAUGCUGAACCUGGCCUUCACCGUGGGCUCCUUCCUCUUGAGCGCCAUCACUUUGCCCCUGGGCAUCGUCAUGGACAAGUAUGGGCCGCGCAAGCUGAGGCUGCUGGGCAGCGCCUGCUUUGCCGUCUCUUGCGUGAUGAUCGCCUAUGGGGCCAGCAACCCGGACUCCCUCUCGGUGCUCAUCUUCAUCUCGCUGUCGCUGAACGGCUUCGGAGGGAUGUGCCUGACCUUCACGUCUCUCACACUGCCCAACAUGUUCGGGGAUCUCCGCUCCACCUUCAUUGCCCUCAUGAUUGGCUCCUACGCCUCCUCGGCGGUGACGUUUCCCGGAAUCAAGGUGAUCUACGACCUGGGCGUCUCCUUCAUCCUCAUCCUGCUGGUUUGGGCAGGCUGUGCGGGCCUUGUCUUCUUCAACUGCUUCUUCAACUGGCCCCUGGAGCCCUUCCCGGGCCCCGAAGACAUGGACUACACGGUGAAGAUUAAGUUCAGCUGGCUGGGCUUUGACCACAAGAUCACCGGGAAGCAGUUCUACAAGCAGGUGACCACGGUCGGCCGCCGCCUCAGUGUGGGCAGCUCCAUGAAGGGCAAUAAGGAGGCCACGGCGCUGCAGGAUGGCAACAAGCUCUGCUUCUCCACAGUGGACCUGGAGGUGAAGUGCGAGCCGGACAGUGCCGCUUCCCCGUCCUUCAUGAACAGCGUCUUCAGCCCCAUCCUGCUGCUCAGCCUGGUCACCAUGUGUGUCACGCAGCUGCGCCUCAUCUUCUACAUGGGGGCCAUGAACAACAUCCUGGCCUUCCUGGUGGAGGGCGACCUGGAGACAGUGGGGCUUUAUGGCUCCAUCUUUGGAGUCUUGCAGCUGCUCUGCCUCCUGACGGCGCCGGUGAUUGGCUACAUCAUGGACUGGAAGCUGAAGGAGUGUGACGACAGCCCUGAGGAGUUGGACAAGGGAGACGCCAGCCCCCCGGGUGAGAAGAAGGAGAAGAGGCCUCGGGACCGCCAGAUCCAGAAGAUCUGCAACGCCACCAGGGCUUUCGCUUUCACCAAUGUGCUGCUGGUGGGCUUUGGAGUCACCUGCCUGAUCCCCAGCCUGCCUUUGCAGAUCCUUUCCUUCAUCCUGCACACCAUCGUCAGAGGCUUCAUCCACUCGGCGGUCGGAGGUCUCUAUGCUGCUGUGUAUCCCUCCACGCAGUUUGGCAGCUUGACUGGGCUGCAAUCUCUCGUCAGCGCCCUCUUUGCCCUCCUGCAGCAGCCCCUUUUCCUGGCCAUGAUGGGCCCCCUGGAAGGAGACCCCCUCUGGGUCAACGUGGGGCUGCUGGGGGUGAGCAUGCUGGGCUUCUGCCUGCCUGUCUACCUCAUCUGCUACAGGCGGCGCCUGGAACGGGCGAAGCAGCAGAAACACGACGAUGCCCAGCUCUUCCUCAAGAUCAACGGCACACCCAGCGAGGAGGCCUUUGUUUAGAGACGCAUUUGGACUGGCUGGGGGAGGGUCGUCGUCCCCCCCCCGAGGCCCCAGAGAAGCCCCACCCAGCACAGCUCCCAUCUCACGGGCCUUGCUUUGGAGUGAAAAGCCACGCCACCAUGCCAUUUCCGUGGCACCACCCUGGUGUGGCCUCCCCUGCCCAGAGUCUCUGGUGCUGGCCUCAGAGACGCCUAACUCGAUAAGGUCUUGGUUGCUUUGCAAAGGGAAUGCCCCCCACCCACCCACCCCCGCUCUUCUGGUGAUCUAGCCCUUCCUGGCACACGCCUACGCAACGCACGUACAAACACACGCAGGCAACGGCUUGGUUUGUGUCUGUGCAGGACACAGACCCCGGCCUCCUCCCUCCCCAUCUGCCUGCUCUCCCGUCCUGGGUGAGCACUCCCCUGGUCACCUUGCAGGGCCCUGCUGGUCCCUCCGGCCUCUGCAGCCGCUGGCCGAGGAGAGAAUCCAGUCUGCCUGCAUCUUGCACCUGUCCUGGUGGGAGGGGGAUGUGGCCCCACCUUCUCCGCAGGCUGAGGACCAGCUUGGCGAAAGCUGGGGGUUGCACAGUGUCUUGUCCCUCCAACCUUUGGGGCAUUGCCAAAGAGGGACAGCUUUGCACAGGGUCACCCAGGGAUCUUAAAUUGACCCCAAAGCAUUAAAGGACCUGACAGACCGAGGCAAGGAGGCACCCCAAAUCAUGACCUGGGCUGGGGGGGCACUGGCUCCUGCCCUGCCAUCCCCUGCCUGUGUCUGGCUCUGCCAAGGGCAGGUUUAGCUUCCUGGCGCCUGGCACAGUAACUGGCGCCCCCUGGUGGCAGGAAUUCUCCUGGGCAGGGCACUGGUUCCCUUGCAGCAGCGGGGGGGGGGGGGGGGGGACAAGAUGCCACAGGUGGAUUGCACUGUCUUCUCUCUUUUAACAUCAAAAAAACCC